Molecule: messenger RNA, 2357 nt
Organism: Episyrphus balteatus (marmalade hoverfly)
Lineage: Eukaryota; Metazoa; Arthropoda; Insecta; Diptera; Syrphidae
Exons: 3
Coding region: 698-1141 (147 amino acids)
Biological process (GO): regulation of synaptic transmission, cholinergic; sleep; positive regulation of voltage-gated potassium channel activity
Source: RefSeq, a predicted model, not a curated record
CACAAAUUUUUAAUUCGCUCUAUAUUACAGCAAAUAAGAUUUAAAAAACUUUCAAAUCUCAACUCUCAACCUCUAAAACCCUUCUCUAUUCUAUAUAAAUCCUCGCCGCGGGCGCGUGUUUGUCAUACAAUUAUUCUCCCUCUCUCUAUAAACUUUUGUUGUAUACUAUACCAAUUACUUCAUCAUAAACUCUCGUAUAGUUUUGUGUAUUCUCUCCGCAAAAUACUCAUCUCCAAUUUUAACUUGAGCAAAAGCUUUUUUAACCAGCAAAAUCCAAAAAAGCUUUGGCUUCUCCACAUCCCCAGCACAGAAAAUCUAUCAGCUACAACACAAGAUUCAAUUCGAGUUUUUCAUCAUCAUCUGGUCGCACUUUUCGGAGAAGAAAAAUAACCGUUCCGCACCCGUAUACGCAGUUGGUUGGUUACUAGCGGUCAUCUUAAAAGUUCACAGUUGAAAACUAAAAUUAAAUUUUAUUUUUUUAUAUAUCAACGGGGGUGGUCGUGUGUCCUUGAUAUUCAAAAUCGUCCUUUAAAAAAUCUAAAAAAAAAAACAAAACUAUUCGAACGAAAUCAGGAUUUUGCAAAAUUCAUUGCAAAUCCUUUAAGAUAAAAUUUAACCUAGUGCCGGGUUCAUUCAUAGCUUAACCGCAAAUUAACUUUCAAGGAUAACCGAAGGAAGAAAACCUAAAUUAGCAAAUAUGCAAUCUUUAUUAGUAGCAAGUGCAAUUUUGCUUAUGUUCACAGUCCAGCAAGGUUCGGCAAUACAAUGCUUUGUAUGCAACAGUCAUAAAGAUGCCAACUGCAAUCUGGAUAUUCCACCAGAUAAUCUCUUGAAAGAUUGCCGUCAAGAAUAUUCAUCACGAGAACAGGGUCUAUCAAUUUUCUGCAGAAAAAUCAGUCAAGUGAUUGAAUUUGCUGUCAAUGGAUUACCCCCAGAUACCCGUGUUAUCCGAACCUGCGGUUUCCUUAACCAAACCAAUUACAACUAUUGUUACUCGCGUGCUGGAUUUGGUGGACGUCAAGUUGUCUGCUCCUGCGAUCAGGAUCGUUGCAAUGGCAGCGGUGCCCUUAACUCGUCAUUCUUAAUAUUGGCCGCUUCGAUCUUAUGUGGACUUUUACUAAUGUUUACUAAACGCGUUUAAUUAUUUAUUUAAAUAAUUUGUUAAAACAAAAAAAACAUUUUUUUCGGGCUUUAAAUUUUUUUUUGUGAAUUUUAAAACUUUGUUUAUAAUUUUUCUCAUGAAUAAGUUUUACAAUUUUUUCGAAGAAAAAUAAAAAAAAAUAAAAAAACAAUAAAACAAAUCGAUAAAACAACAGAAUUUUAAAAAAAUGUAUAAAGAAUGUGUUUAAAAAUAAAAAGAAAACAUAAAAAAUAAAAACAAAAACAAGUCCUUUUUCUUAAAAUAAAUUUUAUAUUUUUUUAAGUUAAUAAAUAUAAAUUGUUAAACCUUUCCACCAAGCACAAGCAAAAAUACAUGCAGAACUUAUAAUUUUAAGGAGAUAGUAAAAUACAUUUUAAACUUAAAGAAAUAAAAAAAUCUAUAAAUAUAACACAAUUUCAAAAUAAUGUAUCCUUUUAUUGCAAAAUAAAAUUUUAAGAAAAUAAAAAAACAAAAACCUACGAGGAAACAGCUGAACCAAAGAUAAAUUGAAAAAAUUACAUUUUAUAGCGAACGAAAAUCGAUAGUCACAAGAAAAAUCUCAUUAAAAAAUUUCAACAGAAAAAAAAAACAAAAAUUACAAAAAAUACUUUUUGUAUAUAAAAAUAAAUUAUAAAUUAAAUUUAAAAAAAAAAUAUAUAGGUAAUAAAUAAGUAAAAUAUUUCCCUACAACUUUAUGUUAUUCAUUUUUAAUUUGCAAUUUAGUGGGUGAUUUUAUUAUCGACGAUUUAUAAACUUAAGAAAGAGAUCAAAUAAAAAUGUUAGAAUGUUUUUUUUAUAUAAAAAGAACAUUUGAUUCAGAUCCAAAAAAAAUACAUCCACCGUAUAACAAGACCACCAAAUCGUAAAUCGAUCAACACCACCAAAAUCGAUCGAUCUGACAUCAAAUUUUGUUUAUCUCUCAUCUUCAAGUUGAAAAUAGCGAUUUCAAAAAUUACCCAUAAAAAUUGCUUCAAAUGCUGUAGAAAAAAUAAAUCUUACAAAUUGUUUACAUGUAGCUUUUAACAUAAUUAAAAAUAAAAAAAAAAAAAACAAAAAACAAAAAACUUAAAUUGUUAAAUUUUAAUUAUAAAGUUAGUUAUUAUAAAAAAAAAAAAAAAAAAACAAAUAUAGAUAUUUAUAGACAAAUAAAGUAAAAUGCAAAUGCAGCUAAUACCAAAAAUUAAUCGUAGUUAAUAGAAAAAUACAAAAAAAACAA